This is a messenger RNA of Platichthys flesus (European flounder), 3376 nucleotides long. RefSeq names its product doublecortin domain-containing protein 2-like. The coding region runs from base 478 to 2712 and encodes 744 amino acids. The transcript has 9 exons. Lineage: Eukaryota; Metazoa; Chordata; Actinopteri; Pleuronectiformes; Pleuronectidae. Gene Ontology annotation, biological process: intracellular signal transduction; regulation of cilium assembly; neuron migration. The record is from RefSeq and is a predicted model, not a curated record. Gene Ontology annotation, cellular component: microtubule organizing center; microtubule; axoneme.
CUCCUGACGCUCAGGCUGCAUCGUGGGGACACUGCACGAAGCCGCCUGGCUCUCACUGUCACCCGCUGCGCGUACUUAGCGCCGAUAGGAGCACGCGAGGCUGGACAACUCCGCACAGUUAACUGUGCAGCGCACUGAGACUCUGUGAAGCUUGUGGAUAGUUGACGUGUACAACGUCGGAUCACGUCUACGCAUACGUGCAUGUGGUUCUGUUUUGAUUACUCUGCCUCAUUUAACCUGGGAAGCAUUUGGCUCUGGACGCUGUUGUUCGCAAAACAACUCCUUGAACAUUUGCGUGCCGACUUCAGCUCCACUUAACCCUGUACGUGUGGCCGGCAUGGAGCAGCUCUAAUGUAAUUACAAUGGCCUGUAAGCCUUUGUCUUGCAGCCCGUGUCAUCCGGUCCCAAGUUUGUUUUAACAAAGAUCCCCCACUCGGUCUCUCCUCCGCGCGUCAAGUCGCUUUUUACGCACGAGCAAUGGGCUCGGAGAAGCCCAACUUUUUGUCGCAGCCGGUGGUGAAGAACGUUUUCAUGUUCCGCAACGGUGACCCGCACUACGAUGCUCGCCGGAUAGUGAUUAACCAAAAGAGGGUGUCCAACUUCGACACGUUGCUGAGCGAGGUGUCCGGCGGGGUCCAGGCCCCGUUCGGAGCGGUGAGGAACAUCUACACGCCCAGAGGAGGCCACAAGGUGGACUGUCUGGAGAGCCUGCGGAGCGGGGAGCAGUACGUCGCAGCCGGGAGGGAGAGGUUCAAAAAGCUGGAUUACAUCCACAUUGGAUCUAGAAAGAGGAGGUUGCUGCAGACUCUUCCGAUGCAUGCCAAACCGCUGCCACCGACUCGAAUCAUUGUGUCGGCUCGAUUCCUGAAGCCCAUCAAGGAGCCAUGUACAAUAUUCGUGGUAGCCAAUGGCGACGUGCUGAACCCUUCAGUGAGGCUGCUGAUCCACCAGAGGAUGCUGGGCCAGUUUGAACGGAUAUUAGAGACGAUCACAGAGAAGAUGGGUCUGAAAGUCCUGGGGGGUGUUCGAAGUCUCUUCACCUACGAAGGCCACCAGGUGACUGAAGGGAGUCAGCUGGAGAGCGGUCAGCUGUAUGUGGCUGUAGGAAGAGACAGGUUUAAGAAGCUGCCGUACAGUGACCUACUCUUCAGCAAGCCAAGAGGGACCAGGAGGUUGAAUGGAGUGAAAGCUUACUCUCUCCCACCUAUCUACAGAUUCUCCAAGCAAAAUGGAAACAGCAAGUCCAUAGUCCGGUGCAGUGAUAGCAGAGAUGGAGAUUUCAAGGCGUCCCCUCCGGGCCACAAUGGAAACAGCAAGGAACACCUGUCGUCCAUCGUCAGAGAAAUCUCUCAAGCCAGACUCUUCUCUCUCAGGAAGAAGAGGAGCGGACAGAGCAUGACCCUCACCGUCUCUGACAACGAUGACCAGGAAUCAAAGGCUGAUGAUGGAAACACUGAUGACAAAGCCCCUCAAGAGCAGCCGGCUGAAGAGAAACCUGCAGAUGAUGAUUCAAUAGCUGCGGAGGAGAACAGCGAAAAGUCAGAAGAGCAGAAACCUCCAGACGAAGAUUCAGAAGCUGCAGAGGAGAACAGCGAAAAGUCAGAAGAGCAGGAGGAAGCUGCUGCUGAGAACACCAAAGAAGAAGAAGUCGAAGAGGAUGCUUCUGCCAGCAAAGCAGAUCAGGAGGAAAACCAGGUGACAACCGGUGAAGAAGAGGGGGAUGAAGAAAAGAAGGGAGAUGUAGAGCCAAGUGAAAAAGAGGAUGAAGCAACAGCAGAACAUGAAGAGAAAGAGGACGAGGUAAAAAGAGAAGCGGCAGAGGAGGUCACGGACAAGAGCAAGGAGGAGGUCAAGAGCAAGGAGGAGGUCGAGAGCAAGGAGGAGGUCGAGAGCAAGGAGGAGGUCGAGAGCAAGGAGGAGGUUGACAGCAAGGAGGAGGUUGACAGCAAGGAGGAGGUUGAGAGCAAGGAGGAGGUUGAGAGCAAGGAGGAGGUCGAGAGCAAGGAGGAGGUUGACAGCAAGGAGGAGGUUGACAGCAAGGAGGAGGUUGAGAGCAAGGAGGAGGUCAAGAGCAAGGAGGAGGUUGAGAGCAAGGAGGAGGUCGAGAGCAAGGAGGACGUCAAGAACAAGGAGGAGGUCGAGAGCAAGGAGGAGGUUGAGGCUGAGGAGCAGAGGUCCAGCGGUAGCAACAGUGAUAAGAGCCAGGACAGUGCAGAGAAAGAGGAUGGAAGUCAUGCAUCUUCUGACGGUGAAAAGGACGAGCAGGGCAACAACGCAGAAGAGGAGGAGCAAGAUAAAGUCAGCGAAGAGGGGGAGAAAAACAGCAAGGACGAGAAUAAUGAUGUAGACGCAGAGGAGGAACAGACGGCGAUGGAGAACGACAGCGACCCAGAGAAGACUCAGUCAGAUAACAAGACAAAAGACGGCGAUAAAGACCAAAGCAGCAGUGGCAACAGUAACCAGGAGGAAGAUGUGAGCGAGACAAAAGAGGGGGCCACCGAAGGGUCAGGGGAAGAGGAGAGGAAGGAGAAGGGAGAGGUCGAGGGAGCAGGAGAUGAUGAGCUGGAGAGCGAAUUGGAGCUGGACACAGAGGACACAAAUUCAGCCGGACCCAAGGAUACGGCAGCAAACGGAGAGACAGGGGAAUGUGAUGAAGAGAAGGAAGAGGAGGAAAGAGAAGGAGGAGGAUUAGAAAAGAAGGAGAAAAUGUGAAAGUUGAUUGGGUUGAGCGGUGCUGAAGAUCCGAAGCAAUGUUUUACAGUGUGUAAAAUUGCAAAUGCACGGAAGGCAAAGCACGACAGGACUGCAGACAUAUUUACUAGAUGGCCUUGUAGAAGUCGCCCUGAAAAGAUAAUGAUUUGACAUCGCAGAGCAAUAUAAUCUUUGAAAUGCUGACAGUGAAAUAUAGUUUGAGAAAGUUCAGGUAAACGGUUUUAUUUAUAACUAACGAUUCAUUUAUCCAUGUCUGAAAGCAAUAAACAACAAAUACAAACUCUAAAAAUAUACUUUUAUUUUCCAUUUACAAGUGCUGUGAACUUCUGAGCUGCUUUACACAGUGAACACGGUAGUGAGGGAUGCAGGGAAAUUUAAAUAUACAUGUUAUCAUUACAUUUUUAAAUCCAAUAAUAUAAGUUUACUCACAGGUAUAAUCCUGUUAGCUGCUUGUUUCAAAAUGUUAUUUUUUUGUAUGUAUGGUGUUUUUGUCCCAGUGCACGUGAGCUUUUUAAGUGAGUUCAACGAGCUGUGUGUGAUUCUGCAUGUGUCUGAAUGUAAAGCUCUAUAUGUUAUGUGAUAAGGAAUGUCACUGGGAAGUCUUCUUUAUAAAGCUGUUCCUUUUUGUUCCACUUAAUUUGUAUUUAUUUUUCUUCUACCAAAU